UGUGUUUUAUCAUUGUGCACAGAACAAAAACAGGGAAGAGGGGGGCGAAGAAUAUCUCCUAUAGUAUCAUGUACAGAAAUUUUCUAUUUAGUUGAUUGGUAAGACUGAGGAGUUGGAAUGGGUUUGAGAGAAUACCUACAACAGACAUUAUCGUUUGUCAGCAUCGCAGAGAAAUAUUUUCUUUCGAGCGGUUAUUCUUGUUCGCCAUUGUGCAACGAUAUACUUUUUAUGUUGCGUGAAACGUAAUUAAAUACGGUAACAAACGGUAAGCGCUUGAUAUCUAUGAAAGACACGCAUGUUCCUAUCAAGUAACGAGAAAGUCGUGCUGGAUACAGGGGCAGCUUGAUAAAUGGAACGUACAAUCGAUCAGUUCCUGACCUUUUUCUACUUAGGCAAUGAUCGAUACAAUAGGUGUUUCGAGUUAAAAUGUAUUCAUGGUUAGGAGACGAUGUGCUAGAAUUUAUCGGAUUGAUUUUCUCAUCAGGGAGAAGAAUAACAAAUAUGUCGAAUGCUCGGAAUGAAUUAAAAAACGAGUGGCAAGAGCUUCAACAAUUUCAAACAGCCUUGGACAAAGCUCAACAAGAGGUUACGAACCUCGAUCAGAAAUUGUGUCACGCCAGAAGAAAUCUAGAAGAAGAGAAACGUAAGCGUCGAAUGGUCGAGAAACAGAGAGAUUUAUUGGAGAGCCAAAUUAGUGCGGUUCGAGAGAUAUUAUUUCACAACGAGGAAGUAAGCUUGGACGAAGGGAUAAAGAAGAGAUUACAAUUUCUUAACAAACCUGUCAUCACAAGGAGCAAACAUAGCGUGCAUAUCAGUGAUACGCAGAACGACAGGCAGCUGAAUGCGAUAAUGGAAAUGGACUCUACAGGUUCGAUAUUGAGCGAUUUAAAUUGUUUGUCAAAGUCAGAAGAUGAUUUGGAUACUAACGUUACGCUCUUACAAAGUCAGAAGCACGAAUGGGAAGAACACACAGCUAGUUGUGAAAGUUUAGGCAAACAACACAAUACACUGGUCAGAGUCGCAGAAUUUAACUCAUCGGACAGAGCAGCAGCUAAAUCAAGCGAUGGUACAUACAUGGUGUCUUGUCAAACUCAAGACACAUCUGGUGGCAACGAAAAUGUCAAUUCUAAAGUGUCGGAAACAAGAGUACAUGCGAAUCAUAUAUUUGUGUCAAAGAUGGUGAUUAAACCAGAAACGUGCACUCCUUGCGGUAAGAGAAUCCGCUUUGGGAAAAUAAUGCUAAAAUGUAGGGAUUGUCCGAUAAUGUGUCACAUGGAGUGCAAGACUACAAUUUGGCAACUAUGCGUUCGCGAACAGUCAACAGCUUUAUGCGGCUAAAAGCAUCGUGUAUGAAUCAGUGGGCUCAACAAUGGGCUAAAUUGGAUAAAUCAGAACGAGAGGACAUCCCACACGAUGCAGUCAACUAGGAAAUUGUUUAAAUCUUAUUGGCAUUGAGACGUGUGUGUGUGUGUGUGAGAGAGAUGUGUACACACAUAUGCAUUGUAUAUAUAUAUAGAUAUGUGUGCGUGUAUACGUAUGUGUAGAUAUUGUUUUGUACAUUGAAUCAAGUUAGCAGGAAAAUAUCUUAAAAAGUACACGAAUCGGGAGUAUCUUAUUAAUAAACAGCAUUUAUACAA
Molecule: messenger RNA, 1637 nt
Organism: Harpegnathos saltator (Jerdon's jumping ant)
Lineage: Eukaryota; Metazoa; Arthropoda; Insecta; Hymenoptera; Formicidae
Product: rac GTPase-activating protein 1
Exons: 5
Coding region: 427-1338 (303 amino acids)
Biological process (GO): Rho protein signal transduction; mitotic cytokinesis; mitotic spindle midzone assembly
Cellular component (GO): midbody; nucleus; spindle midzone
Molecular function (GO): GTPase activator activity
Source: RefSeq, a predicted model, not a curated record